Messenger RNA from Vairimorpha ceranae, 942 nucleotides. RefSeq names its product trna pseudouridine synthase a. Gene Ontology annotation, cellular component: cytoplasm; nucleus. The record is from RefSeq and is a predicted model, not a curated record. NCBI's taxonomy places the organism in Eukaryota, Fungi, Microsporidia, Nosematidae. Gene Ontology annotation, biological process: mRNA pseudouridine synthesis; tRNA pseudouridine synthesis. The transcript has a single exon. Gene Ontology annotation, molecular function: pseudouridine synthase activity; RNA binding. Bases 1 to 942 code for a protein of 313 amino acids.
AUGAAAAAUUUUUAUCUUCAAUAUUUAAAAACUUUAAGUAAAGAUAAACUAAUAUAUUUGAUUUACAAUCCAUAUCGUAAGCAAAAAGCUAUUAAUCAUGUAUCAUAUAGAACCAUUGCUUUGUUAAUUAGUUAUCACGGCGAAAAAUACAGGGGCUUGGCGGAAUGUAAAGAUGGGGAUUCAAUUGGAAAUCGCAUUAAAAAUGCACUACUUUUGUCUACACUUGCCGAUCAUAUUGUUUAUGCAGGAAGAACAGACAAGGGAGUGUCUGCUAUUGGAAUGGUAGCUUCUGUAAAAAUUAAAUCUUUACUCAGAGAAAAUACAAGCAGAUAUUUUUUGAAUGAUGACGAUAAACACGAAUUUAACUAUCAAGCUAUUUUAAAUAAUUAUUUACCUGAAGAUAUAAGAGUUAUAGGCUGGGCACCAGUUGAAGAUGGAUUUAGUGCUAGAUUUACUUGCAUAAAACGUAAAUAUCGAUAUUAUUUUACCAAUCCAUUUGUAAAAAUUAAAAACCAGAUUCGAUUAAAAUAUGACAUCAACAAAAUGGAAGAAAUGUGUCAAAAAAUAUUAACACUUAAAAAUUUUUAUAAUUUGUCAAAACAUUCAGACAAAAGCGCCCGAUAUAAUCGGACUGUAGAUAUUUGUCAGAUAAUUAAAGAAGGGGAUUUGUACUAUUUAGACAUACAAGCAAAAUCUUUUUUGCAUAAUAUGGUAAGAAAAAUAUUUUGGGUUCUUGAAAUGGCAGGAAAAGACGAAAAUUUUGACUGGGAAAAAAUUGGAACAUCUGAUCCGCAAAAUUUAGUAUUUUAUGAAGCCGUAUUUCCAGUGAAUUUAUGCUUUUUAAAAUCUAAUAAUAAUAUUGAUGCAAUAACAAAAGAUUACAAUACAUGUUUAGCUAAACAAAAAAUUGUAAAACUAAUUUUUGAAUCUCAGCUUAAAUAA